AUGAGUUCAGCAUAUUCGAUUUUUCAUAUUGUUGAAGUUCAAUUGAUUCCCAAUAUUCCUGGCAAUGCCCGAUGGGUGCAACAUGGCAUAACUGUUGCUGGAGGUCGUGGAUGGGGUAGUGCCACCAAUCAACUCUACUAUCCUCACAGUCUCUUCAUUGAUGAUGAUGAAACAAUCGUCAUAGCCGACUGGGGCAAUGGUCGUAUUAUCCAAUGGAAGAUGGGUGACACGAAUGGACAAAUCGUAGCUGGUGACCAUGGUAGAGGAAAUCGAUUGGAUCAACUGGAAAAUCCAACCGAUGUGUUGAUCGACAAAGAAACUAAUAGUCUAAUUAUAUGUGAUAUCGGCAAUGAGCGAGUCCUACGAUGGUCUCGCGGUAGUGACACAACUGAAGGAGAAAUUCUGCUCGACAACAUCACUUGUGUGGGAUUGGCCAUGGAUGAUCAGCGAUAUCUUUACGUGUCUGGAGAUGAAAAAGUCACACGAUAUCAAAUGGGAGAUAAGAAUGGAACUAUCGUGGCCGGUGGCCAUGGCAAAGGUGCUAGUCUCAAUCAACUCAACGAACCGACCUACAUCUUUGUCGAUCGACAACAGGCUAUCUACGUGUCGGACCGUGACAAUCAUCGUGUGAUGAAAUGGGAUAAAGGUGCAAAAGAGGGGAUUGUUGUCGCUGGAGGUGAAGGCAAAGGGAAUAAUCUGACACAGCUGUCGUAUCCGCAAGGACUGUUCGCCGAUACAUUGGGUAACAUCUAUGUGACAGAUCAAGGGAAUGAACGAGUGAUGCGUUGGCCUAACGGAGCGAAACAGGGCACUGUCAUUUUAGGUGGAAAUGGUAGAGGAAACAGAGGAAAUCAACUGAACGGUCCCAUGGAUUUAUCCGUCGAUCGAUAUGGCCAUCUCUAUGUUGUCGAUAAUGGCAAUUAUCGAGUUCAACGAUUUUAUAUUGAAUAG
Rotaria sp. Silwood1 is the source of this 951-nucleotide messenger RNA. The record is from the annotation of a GenBank genome assembly. NCBI's taxonomy places the organism in Eukaryota, Metazoa, Rotifera, Eurotatoria, Philodinida, Philodinidae.